CUCAGCCUCCCUCCUGUACUCUUUUUCCCUCUAAAACCUGCGCAAUCUAUUCAAAGAAAUGUCACGAAAGGGCGACGACUCUCCGCAGCUCACAGACAGCAAACCCGUGCUCGAUGCUGCCUACAAGGUGCUUGGCCCACGCACUACAGCCCCGGCUGGUCCGUCGCUGCCCACAGUCAUCUCGAUAUUCAUCGGCUUUAUGUCGACAAACAUCCUGUCCUCGUCGCUGAUCCGUCUGGGCCCGCAGUACCUCGAGCCCGUGUUCGGCAACGUGCUGCCGUACCUCAACUACUUUUACGGCAUCCUGUUCAGUUUCAUUUUAGGCGGGCUGAUGGGGUCCAGCUACUGGCGCUAUAUCCUGUCGGCUAUGUCGCCCGUCAAAAAGCGCAAGGGCGACCAACUGACCAUUGACACCAAGACCACUCGUGCCAUCGCCAUGGCAUUCGACAUGGCAGCAAUUCUGACUGCUCUGGCGCCGACACGCGCCUCGUACCUGUUCCGUUACUCCGAUAUGGUGAGCCCGAUGUGGGGCCCCAUGAUUGUCUACUGCCUGUUCACGUUCCCGGCGUUUGUGCUGGGCGGGUUCGUCGCAGUGCUCAGCGCGGCGCGCGUCUCGUACAACCCGCAGUCAAAGAUCCUGCAGGGCGCAAUCUCCAUCGCGUACCUAAGUGCUGUCGCCAUGUCAGUCUGGCUUGGCCACACAUUUGCCCGCCCCCAGGUUGCCUGCACUGGCAUUCUUUUCAACGCCAUCUUCGCUGGGCUCAGCAGUGUUAUCAUCAAGCUGCUGACUGGCUACCAGGAGACUGUUGAUUCUGCAGAUGCCCUCGAGGCACUCAAGGCUGCAUCGCCGGAUGGCAAGCUCGAGAAGGGCGCCGAGGAGCUGACCGCAAACCUGCGCGAUAGGCAGAUCCGCAAACUGCAAUUCCUGCCGGCUGGAGGCGUGCUGUUCUUUGCCCUAACCACGUUCUUCUCGCAGCCCUCUUGCACCAACGGCCUGACAGCUGCCAACAACCGCAACACGACACAGUAUCACAUGCUGUCGCGGCAUGAGUCUAUCACCGGCUGGGUCUCUGUAUCUGACGAGGCUCAGCGAGGAAUACGCCUGCUCCGCAGUGGCCAUUCCAUUCUCGGCGGCCAGUGGAACACGACCAACGAGUCCAUCUUUGGCGACAACAAGCACCACCCGGCGUCCAAGUCCAAGGGCAUGAUGCGCGCCCUGCAGAUCGGCCUCGGCAUUGGCGUGUCAGCACGUUCGCUGCACGAGCAGAAUGUGCGUGUGGACGUUGUCGAGAUCGACCCCGAAGUCUACAAGGCUGCAGUCGACUAUUUUAUGCUGCCAAAGAACCUCAAUGGCGUGUACCUGCAAGACGGCCGCACCUUCAUUGACGAGUCGCCCGACCACACAUACGACUACAUUGUGCAUGACGUGUUCACCGGCGGCUCUCUCGAGCGCAUCCUCAAGCCCAAUGGCACCCUGGCCAUGAACUACGUCGGCAUCAUGUCCGACACGCGCUCCCUUUACCAUGUCGCUCGCACUAUCUCGACUGUGUUCUCGCAUGUCCGCUGCUUUGCUGAGUCAUUGGAUGAUAUGGAUGGGCUGACCAACAUGAUGUUCUUUGCAUCAAACAGCCCGCUCGAGUUUGACAUUUCGCACAAGGUCCUGCGCGCAAUGGACCAAUACACAAUCCGCUCCAACAUGCUGUCCAAGAUGGAGGAGCGGGAGAUCAACAUCGAUGCGGCGUAUGCCGACGAUGUCAAGCCCAUCACUGACCAGUGGAACCCGCUGCCUCAGUGGCAGGUCGGCUCUGCCAUCGCCCACUGGAAGGCCAUGCGCGAUCUGUUCCCGACGGAGUACUGGCUCAACUACUAAGAAAUAGUCCUGCGUAUUGUCUCCCAAAAGUGAAAUACGCAUUGUCGAUUCAUGCGUGAAUGUGCAGUACAACCACUUUCUCUACGUGGUGCUAGACAACAGGUCCACAUUAGUAAAAGAUCCUCGAUUAUGACAAUCCGCCACACAAUAGCUACCAGCCUGUAACCGGAAAAUGCUUAAGCACUACAACCGCCUUCCUUGUCGUGUCCCUCUUUGCACAAUGCAA
Messenger RNA from Linderina pennispora, 2096 nucleotides. RefSeq lists its product as uncharacterized. The transcript has 5 exons. The coding region runs from base 59 to 1870 and encodes 603 amino acids. NCBI's taxonomy places the organism in Eukaryota, Fungi, Kickxellomycota, Kickxellomycetes, Kickxellales, Kickxellaceae. The record is from RefSeq and is a predicted model, not a curated record.